Molecule: messenger RNA, 1587 nt
Organism: Dacryopinax primogenitus
Lineage: Eukaryota; Fungi; Basidiomycota; Dacrymycetes; Dacrymycetales; Dacrymycetaceae
Product: cytochrome P450
Exons: 4
Coding region: 1-1587 (528 amino acids)
Molecular function (GO): heme binding; oxidoreductase activity, acting on paired donors, with incorporation or reduction of molecular oxygen; iron ion binding
Source: RefSeq, a predicted model, not a curated record
AUGUGGCUUUGGACCGUCGGUUUCGCACUUGUGGCAUAUGUCACGUACAAGCUCACAAGCCUGUCUCGUCUCCCACCGGGACCGAAAGGCCUCCCGAUCCUCGGAAACGCGCUCGAUAUCCCCCUAAAUGGCCUCUUCCUCAAGCUGGACGCUUGGAAGCAGGAUCACGGAGAGAUUUACGCGCUGAACGCAGCCGGUCAGAAGAUUCUCGUGCUCACAACCGCCAAGGCCGCCGCAGAUGUGCUGGAUCGCAUCAGUGGAAGUUGCAGUGACAGACCAAAGUUCAUCAUGAUGGGCGAGUACAUGACCGGAGGGCUAAUGGUUUCUACCCUUUCUCACGGCGAUCGCUGGCGGCGCAUGCGCCGCAUCGUUCACGAAGGGUUCAACAUCCGCGCUGCCGAGGCAUACUACUCGAUGCAGGAGGAGGAAGCAGGUCGGCUCGUUCGUGUGCUGCUGGAACAGCCCCGUGUCGAGCUUGGUGUCGUCCGCCAGCGUGCAGCGGCGAGUAUCAUCUGGCGUGCGCUGUACGAUGCGCCUAGUCUGUUCCAGUCUCAGCAGGUCGAGGAGCGUGUCAACCACAUGAACGAGAUCCUCGAUGCGCUCUUGUCGUCCGCCAUGCCCCUCGCAUACAUGGUCGAGCUCAUUCCUGCGCUGAGAUACGUUCCCACCAGCCUCGCCAAGUGGAAGCAGUACGGCGAACGCUUCUUCAAGGACACGGACGAGUUCUUCGAGAACCUGUACAAAGAGGGCAAGGAAAGCAAGGGCGACGGCAGCAAGGCCAAGGGCUUUGCGGCGAGCACGGAGGAGGCAUGCAAGGAGUUUGGUGUUAGCCAACAAGAGGCAGCAUGGACAGCAGGCACGCUCUUCGGUGCUGGAGCCGAGACGACCGUAGGCGCAGUGCACUUCUUCUGCCUGGCGAUGCUGCUCCACCCCGAGGCGAUGAAGACAGCUCAAAAGCAAAUCGACGAGGUGUGCGGCAAGAAUCCCCCGACGUUCAAGGACCGCGAGCGCCUGCCUUACCUCCAGGCUCUGCUUAGGGAGACGAUGCGCUGGCGCCCGAGUGUGCCUGCGAGCAUCCCGCACGUCGCCUGCGAGGACUUUCACUACAAGGAAUGGGUCAUCCCUAAGGGAACGAUGUGCAUUGGCAACAUCUGGUCAAUCAAUCGCGACCCAGAGUUCUUCCCGGAGCCGGAGAAGUUCCGUCCCGAACGCUACCUGGACGAGAAGGGCCAGCUCCGCCCCUCCCUCCCAGGCUACCACGACGACAUCCUCGCCUACGGCCACGGGAGGCGGAUCUGCCCCGGCCGGGACUUUGCGAACAACACUGUCUAUGUGGAGAUGGCUUACCUGCUCUGGGCAUUCGAUAUCGAGAAGGCGAAGGACGCGAACGGGAAGGACAUCGUUCCGAAUGAUAUGGACUUCUCCGAUAAGGGCCUGACGGUGUACGUCCACUUACGUAUCUUGUUGUAUCGUGUCGUGCUGACAUCUUGUCCAGGCACCCGAAGGAAUUCCCAGCAGUGUUCAAGCCCAGGCAGGAAAACCUGUCUGAACUCAUGCCCGCUAUCUGAUGGCCGGGCGGAAAAGUGA